Orbicella faveolata is the source of this 2023-nucleotide messenger RNA. Its product is annotated as D-inositol 3-phosphate glycosyltransferase-like. The record is from RefSeq and is a predicted model, not a curated record. NCBI's taxonomy places the organism in Eukaryota, Metazoa, Cnidaria, Anthozoa, Scleractinia, Merulinidae.
UAAAGAUGAAAUUGCUCUGUGCAAAGCAGCAGAUGCAGUGGUCGCUGUGGGUUCACGACUACAAGAGAAGUACAGCAGAAGUCUGCCAAAUGUUAAAGUAGAGAUGAUUACUCCUGGGAUUUUGGAAAAGUUCUGCAGUGAAUCAACACCGCUGACUAUAGUGGCAAAGAAAUUCAAUGUUUUUAUGUUUGGCCGAUCAAGCUUUGAGGAUCUAACUCUCAAAGGUUAUGACAUUAUUGCAAAUGCCAUUGGCUCUCUUGGAAAGAAGUUUGAGCUGACCUUUGUUGGCUCAUCGACAGGUGAACACCGAAAUAUAGAACAAUGGUUUCUUGACAACUCAUGUAUAAAGCGCAACCAAUUAACUAUCCGUAGUUAUUGCAACGAGCAAGAUGAGCUUAGAAUGAUGUUCCGUGAGGCAGAUUUAGUAACAUUACCAUCCCGCACUGAGGGGUUUGGAUUGGUUGCCUUGGAAGCCAUUUCUGCUGGUGUGCCUGUUCUUGUAUCUGAUGAGUCAGGAAUAGCUGAUGCUUUAGAAGAGGUAGAGGGUGGAGAUUCUGUUAUUGUUGAUACUGAUAAUGCCGGGGAAUGGGCUCAAAGGAUCCAACAGCUGUCCAGCCAAACCCCAGAAGAGAGAGAGAACAAUGCCAAGCUGCUCAGAGAGAACUACAGGAAGACCUACUCAUGGAGCACAGAAUGCAAGAAGUUCAAAAGGGUGAUUCAGAAUUUAGUGGAAGGGUUACAUAUUAUUUGUAAUCCAGAUGAUUCUUACAAAAACACAACUGUACUAGCAGAAAGACCUGUGACCCAGUUUGCCGACCAAAAGGACACAAGUGACAAUGAUGACUUAGCAACAGCUCGCGUCUAUUACAUGGUGUCAGAAGUAAACCAAAAACGUCGGAAACAUGGCUUUAAGCGGCAUCAAAUGCCCGGUUAUGCAGUGGGAAGGUGACAACCUGGAAGAAAACUGGCAGCGUUUCAAGCGACACGUCAGGCUGAGGUUUACAGGACCUCUCAAAUCUGGAACAGAAGAAGAGAAAUGCAGCUAUUUGCUCAUCUGGGUCGGUCAGAAAGAAAGGGAUAUCUACAACACGUGGUCUGACAUCUCCGAUGAUGACUGUAAGAAAUUAGGAACAUACUACGAAUGUUUUGAGAGUCACGCAAGUCCCAAAGCAAAUCCUGUUUUCGCCAGGUUCAAAUUCCACAGUCAAGUCCAAGACUCAUCAGAAAUGGCAGAGAAAUUCAUCACGGCAUUACGAAUUCUAGCCCAAGAUUGCAAUUUCAAAGACCCAGAAGAAAUGAUAGGAGACCGAAUAGUCUUCGGAACAAACUCAGUCAAAGUCAGAGAAAAUCAGCCAUCUCCAUCCUUCAAGCCUCCCAGGGGAGUGAAAACUUGCAGGAACUGUGGCCGCCCUCACAAUGCGUCAGCCAAAUGCCCAGCACGUGGCCAGACAUGCUUCUACUCUAAGAAAUUAAACCACUUGCAGAAGUCUGUCAAUCCAAGUCCCGCAGACAACGGAUUCAUGCCAUAGAAGAUUCAGGAGAUUCUGCAGCUCCAACUUCCUUUGACUCCAUUGUUUUUGAAUCAGUUACCGUAGCAAAUUUAACACAUGGGGCACCAGAGCCAAGUCAAGAUGAAGUAUUUGUAUGCAUUCAAGUAAACCUGGUGUAGAGCGAUAACAGGAAGACCACACUAAGAGCCAAGCUUGACACUUGGGCCCAGGGCAACAUACUACCCAUGAGGCUUUAUCGUGAAAUGUACCCACAUCAAGUAGACAACAAUGGUAAACUCAAACCCAGUGCACUGUUGUCCUCGAAUGUUGUGCUCAGCGCCUAUGGAGGCUCGCAAAUCCAACACCAUGGCAUAGUCACCAUACCCUGCACUUAUGUGAAAGAGAGCACACUCACACCCUUUUACGUCACUGACAUCCCACGUCCAGCAAUCAUUGACCGGCCAACCUCCACUGACCUGAAUCUGCUACAGUUCAAUUAUGCUAUACAGACACAACAUCCCCACACCAGCAGU